UGCUACCAUCAGAGAAACAAUGUUAGCAGCAAAACAAUAAACAUAUGCACUUUUCUUUCCCUCAAAAUUUCGAAAAUAAGUUGUUGCAGGUUUUUCUUAAAUGAUUGAUUAACUGCUACAUUAAGCUUUUUUUUUAUGUUUAUGUAUAGAGCUCGCCAGCUUGAACUUCCUAAAACCAGGGAAAUUGGUUACCUCUGGUUCGUUCAUCCAUUUAUAUGGAAAAAUGAAUGGGGAAAGAAUAGGGUUUUGGGAUAAACGCAUUAAGUAAGGUCUGAUGUUAACACAGGCGUAAGAGAUCUUGUACGAUUUGUUCUAUGAGAUAAUAUCAGUCAGUUAACAUGACCUUUAUGAAUUAUGAAGCCUUAAUGUGCUUUUUUUUUAAAUUACAUACAUGCUUCAAAAUUAGCUAUUGAAGAUGAUCGCAUUGAACAAAACGUAUAGCCUAUGAUCUCCUAAGCAUGUGUUUACCACAUACCUUAUUUUCGGCGUUUAUCCAAAAUCCCUACAAAAACUCCAUACAUUUUCCCAUAAGCUUUGUCCAACGAACCAUUGCGGAGUUCGUGCCUACGAAAAUAUGCUAUUGCUCUGUAUUGGAUAAGCAGUUUCUGUCUAUCUUCAUAGAUGGAUGGGUUAGCUGACAACAUCACGAAAACGAUGCGCACACGUCAAUGGGGCAAGUCCGUGAGUUGUGAUUCUGGAUGGCCAGAUACCGACAAUGACAAGAAACUGCCAUGUGGGGUAUCGUUAAGUGACUCGUUUCAGCUAGUUUCUUCUUGUUCUUGAUACCAUGUCUUGUUUUGAGGUCUUUUGAUUGAUUUCAUGGCAAUGCUAAUAUGGCUAAGAUUCGCUAGCUAGCUAACCAACAUCUGUGAUGAUGCAUUUGAGAGACAACAAGUGCUCAUUGUGCAAAUUUAUUUGUUUUAAAUAAACAUUGGAGACAAAAUAUAGUUUACAUGUUGCCAACGAUCUAAGCCAACCCCCUCUGUUUUGCCCCAUAGUUGCGCACGCGUCGGUUUUGUUGCUAAUCAACCAACCCGUCUAUACCGUACUGUCUUUGGGGUUGCAACGGGAGUAUCUAUCUCUGGCUGCAUCCCUGAAAAUGUGAUGCAUCCGGUUGUUGGCAACUCCGUGCUGUUGUUCACACGCGUAUCUGCCCUCUCAUUGGUUAGAAUGUUCCUGCCUCCUGCCAAUCAUGUCUUCCGGCUUUGCGGACAUUUUAUUCCCUUUGUCAGCGCGGUCGAGUCAGUCCAGUAUCUUGUCAGUGUGUGUAUAUAUAGAUAAUCUUCGAUCCUUCCCGAUCGAGAUGCCAGGUUCAACAUUCAAAAAGUGCUGUGCAUGUGGUGGAGACAUCAGGGUGGCACGUCGCAAAUGUGACUUGUGUGGGGCAGCACAGCAAUUGAAAAGAAAACUGGAGUCGCAGAAAGAUCACUAUAAUGACAACUGGGCUCGAAACACCCUUAAGGGCAACAAUGUUGCCAAGGUUCUUAAUACUGCCCAUUUACUGAUCCACAAGCUGGAAAAGCUGGGGAUGGUCACUUUGAUCCUUGUGGGACGCCCUAACAAUCCCUCCAUCGGCUGGUCUGACGUUAUGUGUCCUCAGGGCUUCAAAGACCAACAGGCCAAAACUGUGGAAGAGAUUAAAUUGAUAUUUGACACAGCCAUGAAAGCUUUACAUGAAAAAAUGAUUCAAGAGGUGUCCCCAACCCCAGUGGAGGACUGCCCCCCACCCCUUGACAACCACACAUGUCUCCCACCUCCACCCCUCUGUAGCAGGAUAGCUAAUGCUGAUGUCGGGACCUUGACAAAUUUAACAGUGAGUUUUUCUAAACGAGCGAUUACCAACAGUGGCUGCUGUGGAAAAAACGGUAUCAGAGUACCAGGAAGAAAUCUCCCGUUCAAAGGAGGAAAUCGAUCGUCUACGAAGGCUCCUGGAUUUGGCAUUCAAACCCGAAAUAAAGUUACAUAUUGCAGACUCCCAGCAGCUCACUCUCCCUGUCCCUGAAGACGUUCCUCCUGAGCAGCAGGACUGGAGCCCCAGUCUGGGCCAGGGCAACCCAGAGCCCACACAGAUUAAAGAGGAACAGGAGGAGUUUAGGACAAGUCAUGAGGAAGAGCAGCUUGAAGGGCUGGAGUCUGAUAUCAAAGAGUUCAUAUUCACUCUUCCCUGUGUAAAAAGUGACUGUGAUCAGGACCCACCUCAGCCCUUAUAUAUUUACCAAACCCAGACUAUGGAGAACAGAGAGAGGGACUUUCUUCCCACCAAAACAAUUGAACAAGACAUCAAAACAGAACCUAAUGGUGAGGGCUACAGUGUAUCAGAACCAACAAGUGAAUCUCAACCCCUCUCUGCAGUACAUCCAGACUGUUCUGCAGCUCAUAUUGGGAACAGUGAAAGUGACAAUGGGGUGGACAGUGGAGGACUACUGUCAGGUUUAAAGCCACACAAAUCAAAGAGAACAAAGACAAAGAAAGGACAAAGCUCCCAGAUCUCUACCCAGGUCCGUAAAGCCAGUGAGCUGAAUGUGCAAUUGAAGGAUCACACAGGGGAGAGACAACACAGGUGUCCUGUAUGCAGUAAAUAUUUUCUGAAAACGAGCAAUUUAAAAAUACAUCAGAGAAUUCAUACUGGGGAGAAAUCAAUUCACACUGGGGAGAAAUCAGUUCACAUUGGGGAGAAACCAUUUCAGUGCAAAGAUUGCGGCAAAUGCUUCAUCCGGAUGGGAAACCUGACUGAGCAUAUGAGAAUUCACACAGGGCAGAAAUUAGUCUGGCUGAUACCCAACUCGAAGUCCUCCUGACAUCAGAGUCUAUAGAGGCUGUUUGAUGUUGUCAGCAGGGUGGCGUAUGGAGUUCUGUUCACAUUUUGUGAAGAAUUAUAUACUGUACUUUUCUGUCACUGUCCGUGUCCGAAUACCCGUACUUGCGAUCUCAAUAGUAGGCAUUUUCGGUAUGCAAAUUUUUUUUUCGGUAUGCAAUCUAACCUUGUGUUUUAGGUUAUUCUCCUGCUGCAAGAUGAAUUAAUCACCCAGAGUCUGGUGGAAAGCAGACUGAACCAGGUUUUCCUCUAGGAUUUUGCCUGUGCUUAGCUCCAUUCCGAUUCUUUUUUUUAUCCUGAAAAACUCCCCAGUCCUUAACGAUUACAACCGUUUUCAAGUCUUGCCAUAGAUUUACGAGCCGAUUUAUUAAUGUAAUUUUUUUACCCCACUUUUUUCUCCCCAAUUUUGUGAUAUCCUAUUGCGAAACAUGACCCGUCUAACCGCUCUUCUUAACUCCUGCCCGCUUAACCCGGAAGCCAGCCGCACCAAAGUGUCGGAGAAAACACUGUUCAACUGACGACGAGGUCAGC
Coregonus clupeaformis (lake whitefish) is the source of this 3346-nucleotide messenger RNA. RefSeq names its product zinc finger and SCAN domain-containing protein 31. NCBI's taxonomy places the organism in Eukaryota, Metazoa, Chordata, Actinopteri, Salmoniformes, Salmonidae. Gene Ontology annotation, molecular function: RNA polymerase II cis-regulatory region sequence-specific DNA binding; DNA-binding transcription factor activity, RNA polymerase II-specific. The coding region runs from base 1193 to 2002 and encodes 269 amino acids. The transcript has 6 exons. Gene Ontology annotation, cellular component: nucleus. Gene Ontology annotation, biological process: regulation of transcription by RNA polymerase II. The record is from RefSeq and is a predicted model, not a curated record.